GAAACACUCACAAUUAUUCAUAUAAAAACGAGAGUAAAUGCUGCAUUAAUUACACUCGGCGACAAAACUUGACACCAACAUGUACAUCAAGGUCACUGUAUUAUUGGGCGUGGUGAGUCUGGCCUCCGCUGGCCAACUGCUGGAAGCCGUUGAGCCUGCGUACAGUUCAGCUCCUGCAGUCUCCUCCGUGUCAUUCACCUCUCAUACGUCUCACUCUCCCGUCACAUACGCAUCAGCUCCUAUCUACAAAAGUUAUGAAAGCGCACCUAUUGUAAAGUCCUACGAAAGUCCAGCCUAUGCGUACUCCACUCCAAUCGUAGCUAAGACUUACGCUGCUCCUGCAGUUACCUACUCUGCUCCAGUGUACGCCAAGUCUAUCUCUCCAGCUGUCUCUUACUCUUCAUACUCAAGCCACUCUGCUCCUCUGGCCUACGCCGCGGCUGCUCCCGUCAUCGCCAAGACCUACGCCGCUCCUGCUUACACCACAUACUCUGCCGCUCCCGUUGUGACUAAGGCUAUCGUCCCAGCGGUAUCUUACUCAAGCCAUUCAGCUCCUAUCGCUUACGCUGCAAGUCCCGUCAUCGCGAAGUCCUACGCUGUUCCUGAAGUGGCCACAUACUCCGCUGCUCCCGUAUUAAAAUCUGCAGUGACCUAUGGUGCCAACUAUGGCUGGUGAUUUGUUUGUAGUUAAAGUUUUUAAAAUAAAAAUGUUUCAGACAUAAUGAUCAUGUAAAUAAAUGUUGUUGAAACUUA
Messenger RNA from Spodoptera frugiperda (fall armyworm), 753 nucleotides. Its product is annotated as cuticle protein 16.5-like. The transcript has 2 exons. Bases 80 to 676 code for a protein of 198 amino acids. Lineage: Eukaryota; Metazoa; Arthropoda; Insecta; Lepidoptera; Noctuidae. The record is from RefSeq and is a predicted model, not a curated record.